This is a messenger RNA of Aspergillus affinis, 1824 nucleotides long. RefSeq names its product putative arachidonate 5-lipoxygenase. The record is from RefSeq and is a predicted model, not a curated record. The coding region runs from base 1 to 1824 and encodes 607 amino acids. Gene Ontology annotation, biological process: lipid oxidation. Gene Ontology annotation, molecular function: oxidoreductase activity, acting on single donors with incorporation of molecular oxygen, incorporation of two atoms of oxygen; metal ion binding. The transcript is spliced from 3 exons. NCBI's taxonomy places the organism in Eukaryota, Fungi, Ascomycota, Eurotiomycetes, Eurotiales, Aspergillaceae.
AUGAAGGUUUUAUACAUGUCGACUGUCGGUCUACUGGCAAUAUGUGCCCCUGUCCUCGCAAGUCCAAUUUUCUCCCAGUCUGUCUUGUCGGCGUCAGUCCAGCUACCUGGGGAUGGAAGCGGCCAUUACUCCCUGGCCAUGUUUGAUCCGAAACCGUGGGAGCGGCUCCUAGAGAUCCAGCUGGCUCGCAAGGGUUAUCUCUAUGGGCCACCUCUUCUCGGGAAUACCUCUGCUUUUCCAACGGGCAUCCUGGGUGAUGCUAUGGUCGCGCGUGAUCGCGCCCUGUGGUUCAAAGACGUAGAAUAUGUAACGCAGAACGUCUAUCCAGAGCUGGAGAAGGCAGCUGCAGCGCUUGUGCAGAAUGGUGGUCUAGGGGAUCUUUCCAGCUUUAAAGCAAUCUACGAGAAUCAAUGGACCGCAACGAUUCCGGACGGUGUGGCUCCAGGGAUGUUGAGCAAUUGGACGCAAGAUCUUUUGUUCUCCAUGGAAAGGCUUUCUACCAAUCCAUAUGUUGUGCGUCGACUGAAUCCGCGUCACGACGUCCUUCCCUUCCUAGUAGAGGAUCGCGUCGUGCGGCAUCUGGCAGCCGGAAGAACACUCGCAGACCUACACGAAGAAGGCCGUUUGUUUACGGGAGACCAUUCCUAUCAAGCGAGGUACUCUCAGACUCCGAAUCGCUGGACGGCUGCCUGUACAGGUUACUUCUUCAUCCAUCCUUAUUCAGGGGAGUUCCUGCCAUUGGCGAUUAAGACCAACAUGGGUCGUGAUUUGACUUAUACCCCGCUGGACGAUGUGAAUGACUGGUUGUUUGCGAAAAUGGCCUUCAGCAUGAAUGACCUUUUCCAUUCCCAGCUGUACCACCUGGCGAAUACUCAUGACGUGGCAGAGCCCGUGCACCAGGCUGCUCUCCGAACAAUGAGCUCUCGGCAUCCCGUGAGAGGUUUCUUAGACCGAGUGAUGUACCAGGCAUAUGCGGUGCGUCCUAUCGGGACAGAGUUUCUGUUCAACGAGGGUGGUUUCUACGAUAGUUCAUUUGCCCUACCAAACUUCGCCGGUACAAAGUUCGCAACAGAAGCAUACUGGGGACACGCAGGGCACUUUCGAGCGACCGGAUUUCACCGCGACAUGGCAGACCGAGGGCUGAUUGACUGCAACUACGGCCCAAAGCUGACAUCAUUUCCUUUCUAUUCCACCGCAUCGCCUAUGGUGGAUGCCAUACAGGACUUUGUGCGCGAGUUCGUAGCGUCAUAUUAUCCCUCUGACGACCUCUUAGCCGAAGACCAGGAGCUGCAGGCAUGGAUCGUCGAAGCCAACGACGAAGCCGACGUGCUCGACUUUUUCAAGCCGCCCCUCGAUGACCGUGAGUCCCUCACUUCUAUCCUCUCACACAUGGCCUUCCUUUCCGGUAUUGCCCAUCAUGCUCUUAACGGAGCCACAGUCGGCGAGGCCUCUGGAAUUCUUCCUUUACAUCCCUCGUCAUUCAACCGCCCACUGCCUGAGACCAAGGGAAGUAUAACAUCCCUUCUCCCCUAUCUACACAACGAAACGGAGGCUAUCAAGCAGGCAUCCUUGUUAGUCCGUUUUAAUCGUCCCUUGCUUGACGAGCAGGAGGGAAAUCUUCCACAUAUGUUCUCAGGCAUUGACUUUCUUUCGCGAACCGAGACGUCAGUGCAAUUAGCCGAGUCACGGUUUCGGGAGCGCAUGUUGAAGAUAAGUGACUCUAUUCGUGCGAUGGAGUUUGAUGAGAGAGGACUGUCGCAGGGAAUGCCAUUCAUUUGGAGAUCGAUUGAUCCGAGGAAGAUUCCUUUUUAUUUAUGCGUCUAA